Drosophila novamexicana is the source of this 357-nucleotide messenger RNA. It is a transcript of the gene RpS21, whose product is annotated as 40S ribosomal protein S21. NCBI's taxonomy places the organism in Eukaryota, Metazoa, Arthropoda, Insecta, Diptera, Drosophilidae. Gene Ontology annotation, molecular function: structural constituent of ribosome. Gene Ontology annotation, biological process: endonucleolytic cleavage to generate mature 3'-end of SSU-rRNA from (SSU-rRNA, 5.8S rRNA, LSU-rRNA); translation; endonucleolytic cleavage in ITS1 to separate SSU-rRNA from 5.8S rRNA and LSU-rRNA from tricistronic rRNA transcript (SSU-rRNA, 5.8S rRNA, LSU-rRNA). Bases 48 to 299 code for a protein of 83 amino acids. The transcript has 4 exons. Gene Ontology annotation, cellular component: ribosome; cytosolic small ribosomal subunit. The record is from RefSeq and is a predicted model, not a curated record.
AUUGACGAGUGUUGGUUCGCUAAUUUGUAAAUUAUUACAAAAUCAUAAUGGAGAACGACGCCGGUGAGAAUGUUGAUUUGUACGUGCCCCGCAAAUGCUCGGCAUCGAACAGAAUCAUCCACGCUAAGGAUCACGCCUCCGUGCAAUUGAGCAUUGUUGUUGUGGAUCCCGAGACCGGUCGCCAAACCGAUGGCACCAAGACCUAUGCCAUCUGCGGUGAGAUCCGUCGCAUGGGCGAGUCCGACGAUUGCAUUGUGCGUCUGGCCAAGAAGGAUGGCCUCAUUACCAAGAACUUUUAAAUAAAUUGUACACAACAAGAAUUGGUAAUAAAGUGAAUUCCUUUUGUAUUUAACGUAA